Molecule: messenger RNA, 465 nt
Organism: Symbiodinium sp. CCMP2592
Lineage: Eukaryota; Dinophyceae; Suessiales; Symbiodiniaceae
Source: the annotation of a GenBank genome assembly
AUGGGUGCAGAGCGGAAGCAGCUGCGCUCGGCAAAGAAGGCGCCCGAUGAAGAGCAAGGAUCCGGUGGCCUCUACGGCGCCGUGAACAAAGCCGUGGAAGAUCCCGGAAAAUGGUUAAAGGGUGUGGCCAGGUGGCUGGAAACCUCCGAAGACACAGAUCCGGUCCGGGUCUUCACGCUUUGCUGCGACGACUUCCGGCCAAGGCGAUUGAAGGCUCCGGUGGUUCUCGCGUGGCUAACAGUGCAGCUGCUGGGUUUAAUGUUCCAGGUGAUUCUCUGGUUGGAGGUGGGGCGCAAUCUCGAGGCCUUCGAAGAUACCUUGGCCCAGAACUGUGCUCCUUCGCUUCAGCAGCAUGGCAUUUGCCUUGGACCAGCCUGGAAUCUGAGCUAUUCUGGGACCUUGAGCUUUCCGCCAGGCGAGAGCCAGGUGCCACCACAUCCCCGGAGAGUCUGUAAGUCAAGGUGA